Molecule: messenger RNA, 1014 nt
Organism: Botrytis byssoidea
Lineage: Eukaryota; Fungi; Ascomycota; Leotiomycetes; Helotiales; Sclerotiniaceae
Exons: 1
Coding region: 1-1014 (337 amino acids)
Source: RefSeq, a predicted model, not a curated record
AUGGUCGCUCAUGGCUUCCGAUUUAAGAACAUUACAGCUUCAUACAAUACUACAACCUCAUACAAGAUGGCGACCCUGAACUAUUCUUUACGGGUUAACGAUGCAGUUUCGGACGCGGCUGGUAUCUUAGCAUCUGCACCUCCUAACUAUAUCAUCCCGGUCGAUGCUACUAUUUCACUCUCGACUGGUAGUAUCGUUGCUCCUCCUGAGACUUCAGUAACUCAAUCUCCAUCAUACUCGUUCCCAGAUCCUAAUGUCCUCGUUCUUACUACCUUCUCAACAACGACCAUUCCAUAUGUAGAUCCGGUCAUUCAAGUUCCUACCCUAUCUUCUGACCAACCAACAACUGAACAUGUCGCGCCUUUUACUUCAUCCACUUCCGUCUUAUUUGAGUUCCCUGUAGUUUCCGCGGCACCGUCAAGUACCAUAAACAUCAGCCCUUCUUCUACAGUACUUCCAAGUAUCUCACCUACAUCAUCAGCGACCACUCCAUCUCUUACGCCAUCGUACAUCAUUCCCACCACUCUAGAAACAUUAUCUUACACUCCAUCACCACAAUCAACACAAGCACCUGCCUCUCUUAUAUCCACCACGCCACUCCCCACCAACUCUAAUUCUUCAACCAGCCACCUUGGAGCCUAUAUCGGUGGCGCUUUCGGUGGCGCCGCAGUCAUCAUCCUUUUUCUCCUCGUCAUCUUCAGUCUUGCCCGCCGUCGCAAAAGUAGAUCUCCCAAACACCAUCCCGACCGUCCCGCUUUCAUCGGCGGCUACGAAUUGAAACUAGACAAAGUAGGAGAUUUGCAACGUGUUGUGCAUGAGAAAAUAGUUAGGAGAAAUACCUUUGAAGCGUGGAAGAGAGGUAUUGUGCCUGGCCUUAAGCAUGAUACAGAUGAUUUGGCUGGGAAAAGUGAAAUCAGUAUCAGUAGUGGAACACCCCAAACUGGAUAUUCAAGUCCGCUAGGAGAUGUUGCAGAAGGUGCAAUUGCGCGGGACGUAGGCCAGGAGGGAAGAUGA